Molecule: messenger RNA, 1395 nt
Organism: Symbiodinium natans
Lineage: Eukaryota; Dinophyceae; Suessiales; Symbiodiniaceae
Source: the annotation of a GenBank genome assembly
AUGGCGACGUGUACCUGUGUAACACAGAUGGACCCGCCGCCGUUGCUGCAAAGCAUCCAGAAGCGCCAGUCCACGGAGUCCGUGACAGAGUCCACGGAGUCCAUGGGCCUGAGCACGGAUUUGGGUGCGCCGAGCGAUGAGCUGCUCCGCAAGUCCACCGACCAUUCGGCCUUCCGGAUGGUGGCCCCCAGGAUGCCCGGGAUACUGGAUGAGUGUGCCAGUUUGGGAGCCAGGAGCAUGCCGCUGCAGGCGCUCCGAACACGGACCCUUCGCACCACGCCCACGAACCGCAGCCGCGUUGCCGCCAGCAUGCCGAUCGAGGCCUUGCAACGGUCGAUGAUGUGCAGCACAUCGGGCAUGGAACUUUUCCACAGAAGGGACUCCGUGGUGUGUUCGGAGCCCCCUCCGGCCUCGCCAUCCUCGCCUCACUUUCAGGAGCUCGAUGACGUGACGAGGAUAAUGUCCGGCAUGUCCAAUGACUUUGAAGUGGACGAGGACGGUCUGCUGCACUUGGACGGCGAGGAUGAUCUUGUCAAGAAGGUUUCCAGCAGGUUUUCGCUUGAAGCCCUCGACGAGGGUGCGACCCAGACGUCCAGUGGCCUCUGGAAGGACCCGGAGCAAGGGGUCAUCAUCGUGGACUGGGAUGAUACGCUAUUCGCAACCACUUGGCUCGCUGCAAAGAGCGAGUUCAAGUCCUGGCAGAAGAUGUGGGUCUCGGGCGCGGCGCCAAAGCUGUCUGAGGAGGACGCACGUGAUCUGGCGGAGCUGGACAAGGCCGCACGGGCCUUCCUCUGUGCCGCCUCCGCGCUGGGCAAGGUGGUGUGUGUGACGCUCUCGCGGAAACCCUGGCAGCACAAUACCAUGAAGGCCUUCAUGCCUGAGCUUGCCAAGGCAUGGGAAGAUGCAGGCGUGGAGGUGAUCUACGCCAGUGAGGUGAUGUUGCGACGGUACUCCUCAGGUGGCGGCGAGUGCCGCCACGCCUCGGGGCCAGGCUUGGUCGAGCAAGAAGUGAUCCUCAUGGGUCAGUCCAUCAAGAAGAAAGAGAUGGCCAUGAGGAGAGUAAUCAAUAAGGCCUAUGGGACAGGGAGCUGGAAGAACGUGGUCAGCAUUGGAGAUGGCGAAGCCGAGUUCAAUGCGCUGCGAGAUAUUUCCUUCAAGCACACUAACCCCACAAGUGGUGUGACUGGAAGUCAGAAGCGCUUUCGGAUGAAGGCCGUGCAGAUGUUGGACUCCCCGGCCUGUAGUGAGCUCACGACGCAGCUCCAGAUCCUUCAGGCCUGGAUGCCGGCCCUGAUGCAUCUGGACGACGACUUCUUCCUGACUCUCAGCGAUGGCGAGGAGGACAUCUUGGCCAUGCACAACAGGCUGCUUGAGCGCCUUGAAUUCCAGAACUGA